AUGUUCGCACUAGAAGUCCAGGUCUCCAAGAAAACCCCGCCGCCGUUCCCUUACACCUCGCCCAAAAAAAUUCAUAUUGGCCGUCUUACUAGAACAGUCAAUAGAGAACAUAUUUUGAAAAUCUUUGGGACUUACUGCACAAUAAAGCAUGUUGAAUGUCCAAAGGACCACGCGCACCCCAAUUUGGGGCGCCUGUACUGUUAUGUUGAGUAUGUAACAGCUGAUGAAGCUGAAAAUACCAUGAAGCACAUGGACGGUGGACAGAUUGAUGGUCAGAAAAUAACCGCCGCACCAGUUUUGAUCUUACCAAAACCGCGUCCUAUGCCUAUGAGAAGAUCUCCUCCUCCGCCAAUGAGAAGACCUCCGAUGCAUAGAAGGAUACCUUUCGGAGAAGAUCUUUUAUCAGACCUAUGA
Psylliodes chrysocephalus is the source of this 414-nucleotide messenger RNA. The record is from the annotation of a GenBank genome assembly. NCBI's taxonomy places the organism in Eukaryota, Metazoa, Arthropoda, Insecta, Coleoptera, Chrysomelidae.